This is a messenger RNA of Fusarium musae, 1113 nucleotides long. RefSeq lists its product as uncharacterized. Gene Ontology annotation, molecular function: transmembrane transporter activity. Lineage: Eukaryota; Fungi; Ascomycota; Sordariomycetes; Hypocreales; Nectriaceae. The transcript is spliced from 2 exons. The coding region runs from base 1 to 1113 and encodes 370 amino acids. The record is from RefSeq and is a predicted model, not a curated record. Gene Ontology annotation, biological process: transmembrane transport.
AUGAACGCAUCCAACUUCACCGUCGCCAUCAAGCCUCUUUCUGCAGAGUUUCAUCGAACCCCCACCGAAGCGGGAUACCUCGUUUGCUUCAAUGUGCUUUGGCUGGGAGUCGGAAACAUUAUUUGGGUUCCCUUGAUGCGUGUUAUUGGAAAGCGCCCGGUAUAUCUUGUAUCGCUUCUGCUCCUGAUGGGUUGUAAUAUUUGGUCUUUCGAGACGCAUUCCUACGGAAGCCUUCUUGCAGCUCGAAUCAUUUCUGGCUUCGCAGCUUCGGCAUCCGACGCAACAGUCCCUUCGCUUGUCACAGACCUGUUCUUCAUCCAUGAGCGCGGCCAUUGUAUGAUGAUAUUUCAUAUGGCGCUGAGUUCAGGUUUCUUCCUCGGUCCGCUUAUCUGCUCCUGGGUGACGCAGGAUAUCGACUGGCGGUGGACUUGCGGUAUUCUUAGCAUCGCAGCGGGACUGACCUUCAUCGUUGGUGUUUUCACGAUUCGCGAGUCACAAUAUCCUCGUGACAAGGUGGAUUUUAGUCUUCCGAUUGAAUCAUAUAAGGUCAAGAGAGGCCUCUUAUCUCAGCUGAGUCUCACUCGUGGCUAUGACUCGAACGCUUCUUUUGUCGGUACAUUUCUACGAAUCCUCACCUUGGUAGCCUAUCCACCUGUUUUAUGGACAGGACUAACAGUUGGUGCUUUCGUUGGCUGGAACCUGGUUGUUCAACUGACGGCAUCUUCAACCUUCACAAAACCGCCAUACAAUUGGCAUAUUGGCAUGGUUGGUAUGCUGGGAGUGUCUGGAUUCAUUGGUGCCGUGUUUGCGUUCUUCAUAGGAGGCAAACUCAUUGACAUCAUUGCAAUUCGAAUGACAAAACGUAACCGAGGUCGACAUGAACCAGAAUACCGACUGCCAGCGAUCAUUGUCCCAGCCGUAAUUGGCCCCAUGGGUGUUCUUACAUUCGGUCUCUGUAUAGCACACCACACCAACUGGGUUGGUUCCGCAUUUGGCUAUGCAAUGGAGGGCUUUGGCCUCACCGCUGUGUCCAAUGUGGCUGUGACAUAUGCUGUGGAUUGCUACCCAGAGGUUAGUGAUAAUAAGGCAACUCAAUCUACAUCUUUUGGCUGA